AUGGCGGUUCAGAGACACUUCUCGUCCAAUCUGAUGGAGUUUGAGAGGAUCUACCAGGAAGAAAGGGACAAACUGCCCAAAUCCAGUUUUGCGGCUCUCAACCCUGUGGUCAUGAGCACACCUGUGCUUGGCUGUCAGACAGUUCAGAGCAUGACUCUGCUGCCAUCUCAGCAGAGGAACAACGGGCACUGUGACAAAGGCUCCCCGACGCUGUCCAGUGGACCCCAAAUGUGGAGGCAGGAAGUGGCUCCAGUUUCACAGCAACCAAGAGCAGAACCCAAUACUUUACCUAGAGAACCCAGCUUCCCAAGAACAACAUCCUUGCAUAAAACCUUGUCCAUCCAAAACCUGACCCAGAUUGAAACACCGUGGGAGAAUGUAACUCUGAACCGAUGUCUGUUUGUGGCCAUAACCAUCCUGGUGCUCACUUCGGGCUUUCAGAGGCUUCAUGAAACUUUGCGUGGUCGGGGGACAGUAGAGGAGGAGGAAGAAGUUCGACUAACAGUGAGACACUCAGGCAUAUUACGACACAAAGGACAACUACCAGAGCCUGAGACUUCUCUGUGGGAAGUCAUGUUUUGGUGGCUGCCAGACCUUGAUGAUGAAGAGGAUGAGGAUGAAGAGAAUGACAAUGGAGAAGUCAAAAGAGGGAGGUCAAAGAAAGGAGCAAUGGCACGAACAUCAAGAGGUCUCAGAAACAAGCCCCUGCUGGACAAAAAACUAAUGAAGCAAAGAGAUGGGAAAUUAAAAGAUAGGAGAGCCAAGAAGGCCAGGGAUAAAGAAACAGAAGACAAGAAAGAAAGAGAUAAAAAGGAGGACUUUGAAGAAGCAGCAGGUGAAGAUGAAGAUGAAGGUGAUGGGGAGACAGCGUCCAAGAAGAAUAAAAGGUUCGAGGAAAAGAAAGAGAAGAAAAAGCCUUAAAAGGGAAGAGUUGAUUCUUUCUUCUGUGUCAGACACCAAUUCAUUUUCUAAUUCACCUACUUUGAUUCGAUAACAUUUCUAAAAUGAGGUAACACUGAAUUAACUGCUAGAUUUUGUCUCAAAUCUUUAAAAUACUACCACUGAGACUUAAAGAUAUAGUGUUUCCAGUUAAAUGGUCGAAUACACAAAAGCCUUAUAUAUUACAGUUUUUUGUUGCUUUGCUUGAUUGCUGAUUUUGUGUAAUAGAGCCUUGAUUUAUGCAUUAUCCUGGUAUUGAAAAUGCUGUCUCAUAUGAAAUGUUUGUCAUUAUUGAUUAGGUGUUAAAAGAUAUAAGACCUAUUCAGUCAGAAGCUUAUCAAGACUGCCAGAAUAUGGGCCACAAGGAUCAUGUUUGUGUUUUUAAUCAAAAUUUUGACCAUUGUAUGUCAUUUUUGAACCCCACCUCCAUCAUCUGAAAGCUGCUUCGAAGAGCCAAGUUAAAGGGUCCUAUUUGUGAAUUCAUGCUUUUAUCAUCACAAGUAAUU
This is a messenger RNA of Xiphias gladius (swordfish), 1445 nucleotides long. Its product is annotated as junctional sarcoplasmic reticulum protein 1. Bases 1 to 921 code for a protein of 306 amino acids. NCBI's taxonomy places the organism in Eukaryota, Metazoa, Chordata, Actinopteri, Istiophoriformes, Xiphiidae. The transcript has 7 exons. The record is from RefSeq and is a predicted model, not a curated record.